Onychostoma macrolepis is the source of this 1973-nucleotide messenger RNA. It is a transcript of the gene ralyla, whose product is annotated as RALY RNA binding protein like. The record is from RefSeq and is a predicted model, not a curated record. NCBI's taxonomy places the organism in Eukaryota, Metazoa, Chordata, Actinopteri, Cypriniformes, Cyprinidae. Bases 681 to 1634 code for a protein of 317 amino acids. The transcript has 8 exons. Gene Ontology annotation, cellular component: nucleus. Gene Ontology annotation, molecular function: RNA binding.
CAUAUUAAUAUUGCGUCAUUUUUGUCACUCUGAACAAGAAUUGACCGUAUUUGCAUUAUGGUUUUGGUAGGUGUAGACAUUAAGAACGCCAUUCGCCUUAUUAGAAGUAAGUGUAGCCUAUCGGAAUGAUUUUGAAACUGAUAUUUCAAGGUUAAAAAUCAAAACACAACAACAACAACAAAACUAUACAGAGACUUUUAAAGCACGCUUUUCACACUCAUGAAUUUUCCAAAAUUUGUCUGAUGGCACACACAUAAUCAUCAUCAAUCGUCAUUUUUGUGUCCAUAAACAUUACCUACAUCACAGUGUCAUUUUCACCAGAUCUCUAAUAUAUAGUGUUUCAUAUCAUUCUGUGGUGGAAUUUAAACUACUCUCGCUAAUUUGAUCAGCUGCCAAGAAGCAUAAAUACACGCAAUCUCACUUUUAAUAAAAAUCAACCCCUGGGACAUAAAAGUGCCCGAAGUUGAAGAAACACCCAGCUAUAGAAAGCAAAUGUAGUUGUAAGUGAGCUGUGGAUGAAUGGAUGCAGUAUGGGCAGGUGGAUGGAUGAUGAAGCGGGCAGCAGCCGCUGUCACAUGAUCCAGUGAAGCUGAGAUCUGAGCGGAUCCAGAAGCGCAGCUCUGCACUCGCUCUCCAUCUCUUCUGAUGCUCGGUCUCUGUGAUUGGACAUCCUGAGAAGGAUGACUGGGAAAACUCAAACCAGCAAUAUAACAAACAAGACAGAUCCUCGCUCAUUGAAUUCCAGAGUGUUCAUUGGUAACCUCAACACUGCUGUGGUCAAGAAAACUGACAUUGAGCUCAUUUUUGCCAAGUAUGGGAAGAUCACCGGCUGCUCUGUGCACAAGGGCUUUGCUUUCGUUCAGUAUGCCUGCGAGAGGAACGCUCGAUUGGCUGUGGCUGGUGAGAACACCAGGGUGCUGGCUGGACAGACCUUAGACAUUAACAUGGCUGGAGAACCACGUCCUUACAGGCCAAAAGUGGGAUCCAAGCGACCUUUCUCCUUAUACAGUGGCUAUGAAUUUGAUUAUGAUUUCUACAGGGAUGAUUUCUAUACCAGGAUUUUUGACAUUCAUGGGAGAUUAGCACCAUCCCAUCGGGCAAUGAUUCCUAUCAAGCAUUCCCGUUUGGUUACACUCUCAACACGCAGGACAAAAAACUCUUUCCAGCCAAAGAUGUCCACCUGCUCUUCUUAUCUAAGAACGCUGUCAUCAGGUUCCUUAUGCUCUAUGGUGAAAUCCGAUCAGCUCCUGACAAUCAAACAAGAACUGUCCCAGAUAAAGAUUAAGAUCGACUCCUUACUGGGAAGGCUAGAGAAGAUUGAACAGAAGCAGUUAGCAGAAGCAGAUGCCCACAGGAAGCAUGAGAAGGCCUAUCAAUCUCUCUAUAGUGAGACAGAAGAGGAUGUGGAUCAGGAACAUCAGGACAUCAUCAGGAAGUCUUGGGAAGUGACUGAUGAAGGACUGGGACCAGCGCAUCUAUCAAGUUUACUAUUUUUGGAAGAUAUCCAGAUGGAAUUGUUCACCCUUUCAUGUCUAUUUAUUUAUAUGUAUUUUUCAUUCAUUCAACUGGUCAUAAAUGUACAUACUUGGGUAUGCAUAGUCAGACAAAAUGAAAGGAUGAAAACCGUAACUUAAUAUGUAAAAUAAUUAAUGUAUUUUAUCUAGCAAAUGUGAUCAGUUUCAGUGUCAUUGUCAUAAAGGUUUACAAAUAAAAAAAAAUUAAAAUGUAUGUGCAUUUGAUUUUUUUGGACAUCAUAAUUAUGUGAUUUAAAUAAUGUUUAUUGAAUGCACAUUUAUGUAUAAGUAAACUAUAAUAAAAUUAUUUAUGUCUCACCCAUUAUUAGGAAAAUAAACUACGUUUACAUCUCUAUUUCUUUUUUAUUUUUAUUGCAGUUUAUUAUAACUUAUCUGAAAAGUGUGGUAAAAUUAUUUUUGUGUUGUUAAUAUUGUGUGACGCAUUUGUGAAAUAAAAUC